Messenger RNA from Fraxinus pennsylvanica, 2322 nucleotides. NCBI's taxonomy places the organism in Eukaryota, Viridiplantae, Streptophyta, Magnoliopsida, Lamiales, Oleaceae. The record is from the annotation of a GenBank genome assembly.
AUGAUUGAAGACGGAAAAGAAAAUUUGGUGGCUCAUAAUCUGUCGGCUGAGGAAUGGCUAUCUCGUGCACAGAGGCUUGUUCCCAUGGCUCUGGAAAAAGCCAGGGAGGUUAAAGGGUUCCCUGGGAGAUGGAAGAUGAUAAUUUCGAAAUUGGAACAAAUCCCUACAAGAUUAUCGGAUUUGUCUAGCCAUCCUUGCUUCUCAAAGAAUGCACUCUGUAAGGAGCAAUUGCAGGCUGUUUCAAGGACAUUGAAUGAAGCAAUUGAUUUGGCAGAGUCUUGCGUAAAAGAGAAAUUUGAGGGAAAACUUAGAAUGCAAAGUGAUUUGGAUUCGCUAUCAGGGAAACUUGAUUUGAAUUUACGCGAUUGUGGGCUUCUGAUCAAAACUGGGGUGCUUGGAGAGGUUAGUUUGCCGUUGGCAGAACAGGAUGCUGCUGCAGAUCAUGGCAAUAUAAGAGAAUUGCUCGCACGACUUCAGAUUGGACACCUCGAGGCUAAGCAUAAAGCACUUGAUUCACUUGUAGAAGUUAUAAAAGACGAUGAGAAGAAUGUGCUGGCCGCCAUUUUAGGACGAAGCAAUAUUGCAGCAUUAGUCCAAUUGCUCACUGCUACUUCUCCUCGGAUCAGAGAAAAAACUGUCAAUGUUAUAUGUUGGCUUUCAGAAUCUGGAAGUUGUGAGAGUUGGCUUGUUUCUGAAGGUGUUCUUCCACCCCUUAUAAGGCUUGUCGAAUCUGGUAAUGCAGUGAGUCGAGAGAAGGCUACGAUUUCUCUCCAGAGAUUGUCUAUGUCAGCAGAAACCGCACGCUCAAUUGUUGGCCAUGGUGGAGUUAGGCCUCUGAUUGAGAUCUGUCGAACUGAUGAUUCUGUUUUGCAAGCUGCUGCAGCUUGUACCUUGAAGAAUAUAUCUGCUGUGCCUGAGGCCCGGCAAACCCUUUCUGAAGAAGGGAUUAUAAAGGUGAUGAUCAAUCUUCUUGAUUGUGGAGCCCUGUUGAGAUCUAAAGAAUAUGCAGCAGAUUGCUUGCAAAAUCUCACAUCAAGUAAUGACAAUCUUCGGAGAUGUGUUAUUUCAGAAGGCGGAAUAAAAAGCCUUCUGGCGUAUUUAGAUGGUCCAAUGCCUCAAGAAUCUGCAGUUGGGGCAUUGAGAAACUUGGUUGGAGUGAUAUCAGUUGAUGUUUUGGUUUCAUUAGGCCUUCUUCCAAGGCUGGUCCAUGUGCUUAAAUCAGGGUCUUUUGGUGCACAAAAAGCAGCAGCCUCGGCGAUUUGUCUAAUCUCCAGCUCGACUGAAAUGAAACGAUUAGUGGGUGAAUCUGGAAGCAUUCCUCUUCUCAUAAAGAUGCUGGAGGCUAAAUCUAAUAAUGCAAGGGAGGUUGCAGCACAAGCAAUUUCAAGUUUGAUGACCCUUUCCCAUAAUUAUAGAGAAGUUAGAAGAGAUGACAAAAGUGUUCUUAAUUUGGUAGUAUUGCUGGAUCCAAGUCCCCAGAACACAGCCAAAAAGUACGCAAUUUCCUGCCUAACCUUGCUUUCCUCGAGCAAAAAGUGUAAGAAGUUGAUGAUUUCGUAUGGGGCUAUCGGUUAUCUCAAGAAGCUUACUGAGAUGGACAUUCCUGGUGCCAAGAAGCUACUUGAGCGUUUAGAGAGAGGAAAACUGAAAAGCUUAUUCAGCAAGAAACAAAAGGCUCGGCACAAUCCCCGGUUAACUAAGAUAAAAUAUGAGUUCACUGGAUGUCGCCAGAACAGAGCUUGCUCUUGUGCCCAAAAUGUUGACAAAUCAACUAGUUUGGCUCGUAAGGUUUUCCGUUUGUUCAAGUUUGUCAAUGAUCUUCAUGCGCUUAUUAGUCCAACUGCUCCUGGAACUCCACUUCCACUGGUUUUGUUGGGAAAGUCUAAAAAUGCUCUGCUGUCCACUUUCUUGUUUCUGGAUCAAAUUGUGUGGCUUGGCAGGACAGGCAUAUAUAAGAACAAAGAACGUACCGAACUAAUUGGAAGGAUAUCUCUUUUCUGUUGGAUGGGUUCUUCAAUCUGUACCACCCUGGUUGAGAUUGGGGAAAUUGGAAGGCUCUCAGCAUCAAUGAAGAAGUUAGAGAAGGAACUUAAGAAUACUAAUAAAUAUAAGAAUGAGCAAUAUCGCAGUAAGCUGCAAAAAUCAAACGAGAGAUCUUUAGCCCUGGUUAAAUCCGCCAUAGAUAUAGUGGUUGCAGUUGGCUUGCUUCAACUGGCACCCAAGAAAGUCAGUCCGCGUGUAACAGGUGCUUUCGGAGUUGCUAGCUCUGUCAUCUCUUGCUACCAGUUGCUUCCAUCACGACAGAAGGCAAAGGCACCAUGA